GGCUGGGGGGGCGCACACACGCUGCAGCACCACGCACCAGCACGCAUCAUUUCUAGCGGAGCCUGGCACUGAGACGCAGCGCUCACAUUUCUCUGUGAUACCGCUGAAACUUCUUAGACAGAGAACCGGGGACAGAUCCUUCUAGCUCGUCCCACUUAGUGGAUUAAAUUUACGCUCUCUCUUCUUUCUAUGCGUUUUUUCCCCUUUUUUCCCUCCUCCUCCUCCUCUUCCUCCUCCUCCUCCUCUGGUUUCGUGUUACAAAGCCUUGGGAGGGAGUUGCGCGUAUAGAGCCAGUUCUUCUGUGUAGAAACUGAAUGACAGGAUCAUAUGGCACGAUCUGCGUCUUAGUCCAAACAUUUUAAAUCAGAGAGAACGCGAGACAGGCGAGGAAGGGGAACCGCGGGUCGAGUCAUCAGAAACUGACGGGGAUGUGGAAUAAUUCUAACUCAAACUAAAAAAAAAAAAAACUACAAACGUGAGGUAACGGCGAGAGGAGAGGAGAGGAGAAGGAUAGCCUACGCUGCUGGAUCCGUCGGCAGAGGAACGGAAGAAGGCAGGACGCAGCGCCCGCGAUCAUCAGCACCAUCAGCGUAAAAACAAGAAAAAAAGCUGAACUGAGAAGAGACUAAAAGGAAAGCUCGGAGACACAAGAGGGAGGAGGCAAAUAACAAGUAAGAAAGCAGCCUGCCAGGACCUGGCCUUUUCCCUGAUCAACUGAUUGGUCCCUCCGUCCAUCACCGAGUGACAGAUCCUACCAAACGGGAGCCGAGGUGGCAGCCAUGGGUGGGACAGGGGUCUUACUCGUCGUGUUGUUGGUUGGAUGGGAGAAGUCAGCAGCUCUCACCUGGAACCCAGUCCCACGCAAGACCGUUAGAUACCAAGAUGGGCUGGACAGCAUGGCAAGGUUCAGCAUUCAGGGAGUGUUCAACUACAGCAUGCUGACUCUGUCUGACCACGAGAGGGUUCUGUACGUCGGAGCCCGUGAAGCGCUGUUCGCCCUGGACCCUAACGACAUCAGCAGGCAGCUCCGGCCGCAGAUCGACUGGCCGGCUCCGCAGGAUAAGAAAAGGGAGUGCGUUGCCAAGGGGAAGAACAACCAGACUGAGUGCUUCAACUACAUUCGUUUCCUGCAGAGCUACAACCACACGCACCUCUACACCUGCGGCACCUACGCCUUCCAGCCCAAAUGCAAUUACAUCAAAGCGGAUGAUUUUACCCUCAACACGGCGGCUCUGGAGGAUGGGAAGGGCAAAUGUCCAUAUGACCCUGCCAAGGGCCAUACCGGCCUCAUAGUGGAUAAGGAACUGUACUCAGCGACGCUCAACAACUUCCUGGGUACGGAGCCAGUUAUUCUGAGGAACCUGGGCCAGCAGCAUUACAGCAUGAAGAGCGAGUACUUGCCUGCGUGGCUCAAUGAGCCGGACUUCGUGGGUUCGGCCCUGGUCAGGGAGAGCAGCGGCAGCAAAGACGGCGACGACGACAAGAUCUACUUCUUCUUCAGCGAGCGCGCGCUGGAGCUGGACUGCGACACCGAGCUCACCGUGGCCAGAGUGGCCCGCGUCUGCAAGGGGGAUCUGGGUGGUACCAGGACCCUGCAGAAGAAGUGGACCACCUUCCAAAAAGCCCGCCUGGAGUGCUCCCUCCCGGAGCGCCACGUCUCCUUCAACAACCUGCGGGCCGUCUUCACCCUGCCAGGGCAGGACUGGCGGGGAACGACCUUCUACGGCAUCUUUCACGCUCAGUGGGGCGACGUGGACGUGUCCGCCGUGUGCCAGUACCAGAUCGCUGAUGUGAAGAAGGUGUUCGAGGGCUCCUACAAGGAGUACAGGGAGGCGUCCCAGAGAUGGGGGCGAUACACCGGCACCGUCCCCAGCCCCCGGCCCGGAUCGUGCAUAACUAACUCAGACAGGGAGAACGGCUACAACAGCUCUCUGCAGCUGCCUGACGCCACCCUCAACUUUGCCAAGAAACACCCACUGAUGGAGGACAAAGCUCUGGGUCGCCCCCUGCUGCUGGCCAAGGGCGUUAACUUCACCAAGCUGGCGGUGGACCGGGUCAGCGGCCUGGACCAGCGGGCGUACAACAUGCUCUUCAUCGGCACAGCUGAGGGCUGGCUGCAGAGGGUCGUCAUCCUGGGCUCUGAGACCCACGUGAUCGAGGAGAUCCAGCUGUUCGACUCGGCCCAGCCCGUGGACAGCCUGACCAUCUCCCACUCCAAGAAGUACUUGUACAUCGGCUCCCGCUCUGAGGUUCUCCAGCUGCCCUUGGCCAACUGCAGCCGCUAUCAGUCUCAGCCUGACUGCCUGCUCGCCAGGGACCCCUACUGCGCUUGGGACAACGAGGGCCGGGCCUGCGUCCGCAUCGACCUCCACCGAGGGUCCACUUCCUCCCUCUCCCAGGACUUGAUGCUGGACAGGUUCAACCGUGGGAAAGCCAAGUUUGAUAAACCUGUCUCCAUCCCGAGUCCUGAGCACUCCCGACUGAGAAAUGUAACGGUGGUCGUCGGGUCGGACAUGGUGCUGCCUUGCCAGCUUGUCUCGAACUUGGCCCAGCCUUUCUGGGUGGUCAACGACCGCGAGCUCCAGCUGGGUGACCCAGAAGCGGGAGGACCUCGCUUCGACCGCACCCUGAAAGCCCUCAUAAUCCCCGAAGCGGGCCAGAUGCAUGCGGGCCGCUACGUCUGCUACUCCGAGGAGCAGGGAGUCAAGUUUCAGACAGAGCGCUACCAGGUGACUGUCUAUGCCAGCGCCCCGGUUUUCAUGGAAGCCCGGGCCCCGGACAGCAGCAUGGGGCUCUUCUGGGUGCUGGUGAUCACUCUGGGAGCCGCGUGCCUUCUCCUGCUGGUGGCCGCCCUCUACCUGCGCAGGAGGCUGAAGCUGGCGCUGGGGAAGGGGGCCGACAUGAAGCCCCUGGAGAGCACCCUGGUCUACCCCAUCACCCUGCCCAAGGAGCCGCCCACCUUCGUGCCCAGCAAGAUGCCCAGCGACGAAGACCGCUUCUGGGAGACGGGCGCCAACUACUACUACUCAGACGGCUCGCUGAAGAUCGUUCCCGGCCACGCCCUGGGGCCCAGCAGCGUCACCAGCACGGCGUCGCCCAGCGCCAUUCCCGGCCAGCCCAUCCACUCCCCAAGCCGGCUCAGCCUCACCAACAUCCGAGGCUCCGGUAGCAACGGCUACAUCCGCCUCAACCUGAGCACAGCGGGGGAGGAGAGGGCUAGCGGGGCCAGUGUUGGGGGCGGCGCGCUGGGCGGGCUGGGCAUGGGCGUGGGCGGGAACGACUACUCCAGUCCCUUCAAGGAGGAGCUGAGGCGCACUCUGCAGCAGCGGAGCGUCCUGCCCGACGCCAACCCAGAGGAGUCCUCCGUCUAGGCCUUCCCCUUCCGCCGCGUUCAAUUCCCCCCCCCGAGGUGGAACAAGAAUCCAACCAAGCUACCUCCCUCCUUCCGAGGACGCCUGCUCUCUCUGUCUUUUAGUGACAUGCUGUCCACUCCCAUGCUCUCUGUCUCACUCUGCCAAUGCCUGUUUGGCUCUCUGUAGACUUCUAUUAGCACACAGCAUGUUCAGCGCACACACACACUCGUAUACCGUGUUUGCCAACAGUCGCUGUGUUUCGGGCAACACCGAGUCUCGGUUGUGACUGUCUCUGCUUCCACUGUGCGACUGCCACUCGUGUACAUUUUGUAUUUAAAAAAGAAAAAAAAGAUGAACGCAGAGCAGAGAGCCUCGAGCAUGGAGCCCCGACAAAUGAUGUUAUUUUUUCCUCUCUCAGAUGAGCCCAGCUCUUUUUACUUUGAGCUCAGGCCCCGUUCUGAGACCAUUUAACAACAAGGGCGACUAACUGGAAAUAUGUUUUUGUGUGUGUGUGUGUGCUUGUGCUCCUUGAGACUUUUUUCUGCUUAUUGCACUUAAAAAAAAACUGGAAGCCUGUCUUUCCUGGUUUUUUUGUACUCGUGAACCGAGAGUUAGAGAGAGCGGCUUUAAAAAAAAAAAAAAAGCGGACUAAUUAAUCUCCAAGCAAGAUGACAAUCAUGUCCCCGUGGCAGGAGCUCUGUGUGGGGCAGAAAGGAGACAAAAAGAGAAGAAAUUAGGCAGAAAAUGAAGUGAACAGGAGGAAAAGACAUAAGGGGGGGGAGUUUCUAAAUGAAGGACAAUCUCUCAAGACUUUUCUGCUCAAUUGAAACGUUUCCCUUGGCGUCACAUUUACUGCUGGAGGACUCAUUCGAUUUCUUCCACUCUUAAUUUAAUGUGAUGCUCGGUUUGAAUUAAGACAUUUCUCGUCCUUUGUUUUCUUGUUGUUCUGGGUUUUUUUUUCGGACUUAUGGACCACAGCAGUGUUCGAAGCGGAUUGUUAGUGACUAAUGGCUCACCUCUCUGAACGCCAGCGUGAGGGAGACCUGCUUAGCGUUGCGUUGCUCCUCGCUCGGCCCUGCGUGGCCACCUCCCGCUCCCCUCCGCUCCGGGAGUUCUCCGUGGGACGUCCUCUGGAGUCGCAGCGCGCAAAAGACGGGUGUUUUGGCGCGGACCUCUUGAACUCUCGUUCCCGUCUUUUGAGAAGAAAGAAAGCAGAGCGGAGCUUUGUGUUUUCGGCUCCUGGCAGCGGAACAAUGGUUGCAGAGUUAAUUGCAAACUGAAGCUGACAUGAAGACAUUCGGCGCAGAGAAUGUAGUUGAACCCUUAUUGUUGCGACGGCUGUGGAUGUCUCAGUAAGUGCUUUAUGCUUCUUCUUUUUUUUUUUCCCCUCCAUGUGUCUGAUGAGGGCGGUAACGCGCACUGCCAGGAAGGAAACUACCACUCCAACACAUACACACUCACACACAAAAGAUUAUUGUGGAACCCAGCCAUCCAGGGCUACGGAGCCAAUGUGAAGCGCCCUUAGUACCCACAGGACCCCACCCCACCCUUUUACCGAAGCCUAGAGACUGAUCCGGGGCUACUGUGGACCGAUACAGCGGAAGAACACUGAACACACACCUACACAACAAGAACUCACACAGUGUUACAGGAAGAAUGGACCGACAGACUGAUUACUGCCACGCAGAUAAACUACUGGCCCCAGGCAGAAAGAUGCCAUGAAGCAGUGAAAGUGUUUUUUCAUCGUGUAUUUUGUGGAUGUGCCUGUGGAGACCGGAGGAACGCCUAAAGGAACCGCAAAGCAGAGAACCGUGUGUUGUUCCCACUGUGUACAGUCCGAUGGGGGGGGGGGAGAAAAAUAAGUCAAAAGAAUCUUACGGCCGAGGAGGUCGUCAGCCAUCAGCGCUCCAUCCUACUGUUGCAUGAUCUUCUCUGCAAGUGGACUGCACAUCUUUGAUAUGAUCAUCCCUGUACAAAAGUGAAACAUUUUCAUCCCUUUUGGACUUUUUUUUCUCCAGGCUCUAAUAUUGUGCAACACUAAAGAUCUCUUGAUGGGACGAUCAAGAAAUCUGAAUUUUAUGCCUCAAGACUUGUACAGUAAACACAUGGCUGUAUUUCAACAUGUUUACUUUCUCUGUGCCUCUUCACCUUUCUGAAAGAAAAAAAAAAAGCCAAAGUAGACUGCAGUUGCUUUUGUUCCUCUUGGAAAUUCCUGAAUAAAUUUUAUUUGAUUCCAGAUCAAUAUUUUAAGUCUCAGCAAUCCGUCCACUUUGCUACACUGAGCUGAUGUCAGCAGCCUUCCUACAUAUUUUAUCUGCGGCUGAACUUCCCCUCAAGCAAAAGGCAAAAUGUGUCUGAAACUGAGGAAGCUGCUGUUUGUUUCCUGUUUACAUGUCAGAACUGAUCUCCUGGGCCCCAUCUAUGUUUUUUUUUUAAUCUUUCCUACAUUAAGAACGGCUGAAAUUGGAAUCCGUUUUCAGCCACUGAAAACCAAAUAGAAAGCUGCUGACUUGAAGCAAAUCAGUGACAAAAACUGCUUGCUUUAUUUUGAAUCUCCUGAGACAGAAAGCUAAAAUACAAAUUAGCUCUUUACACUGGUACUUUGGUUGUGUCUUAUAUUUCUCCUUCUUACAAUCAGGCUUGUUUUUUUCCCCCACUAUGUAAUGUUUUAAAAGAAAAUGACAAAGGAAACAGGUCUAAAGCUUGAAAACCAUGCAUGUGUAAUGUUCUUAAUGUGCUGUUCCUCAGCUCUCUAGCAUUUAGAUAUUUUCUCCCAAGAGGCUUUUGGUUCUGCUGUGUUCUUGCAUUAUUAUUAUUUGGAUUAUUUUGCCCCACUUUUUUGCUUGUUAUUGUUCUGUUUUUUUUUUUGUUUUUUUUUUAAAUAUCUUAAGUAACUUAUUUCACUUGUACAAACUUGUCAAUAUUUAUUAUCAUUGUACAUAUGUCCUUAUUUUUUAUAUGUGUAUAUAAAUACACAAAUAAAAAAAUAGACAUAC
Molecule: messenger RNA, 6349 nt
Organism: Fundulus heteroclitus (mummichog)
Lineage: Eukaryota; Metazoa; Chordata; Actinopteri; Cyprinodontiformes; Fundulidae
Product: sema domain, immunoglobulin domain (Ig), transmembrane domain (TM) and short cytoplasmic domain, (semaphorin) 4C
Biological process (GO): axon guidance; semaphorin-plexin signaling pathway; negative chemotaxis
Molecular function (GO): semaphorin receptor binding; chemorepellent activity
Source: RefSeq, a predicted model, not a curated record